Molecule: messenger RNA, 2988 nt
Organism: Peromyscus maniculatus bairdii (prairie deer mouse)
Lineage: Eukaryota; Metazoa; Chordata; Mammalia; Rodentia; Cricetidae
Gene: Olfml1
Product: olfactomedin like 1
Biological process (GO): signal transduction
Source: RefSeq, a predicted model, not a curated record
CCCCACCCCAUUUCAUACGCUCUAGAUCUACAAGCAAUAUGCAGCCAGCCACUUGCCUGGAAAGGGUCUGUGCAUGUCCAAGCAGCAGAUGCUGGACCCAGGGAGCUCUCUGCACCAAAUGAGCAAGCGAGGCCUCCAGGGACUGACUUGCCAACAGCUGGACUUGAUCACCAGCUUGAAACUGAGAUCAUACACUGGGUAGAAUAACAAGCGGACUUUGUUCUCUGGCUGUGCAAAGCGUUGUUUUCCAAGGAAUUGCCACAGCGGCAGACAGAAAACCAGAGAUCACACUACCUGGACCCUUAAGUCUCUUUAGAGAAACAAAGUGUAAGAAAUUCUGCUACUGGGGAGUGUACAGGAUGAUGAUGACUCUUCGGAGAGCUUGUUCACUGAUUCUCUUCCUCACAGCAUUUCUGCCCCCACCACAACAUGCCCAGGACCCAGCUAUGGUACAUUACAUCUACCAGCGCUUCCAAGUCUUGGAGAAAGGGCUGGAAAAAUGUACCCAAACAACAAGGGCAUACAUUCAAGACUUCCAGGAAUUCUCAAAAAACAUCUCCAUCAUGCUGGGGAAGUGUCAGACCCACACAAGUGAAUACAAGAGUGCAGUCGACAACCUGGCACUAAGAGUGGAACGUGCCCAGCGGGAGAUCGACUACCUGCAAUACCUCCGGGAAGCUGACAUAUGCAUCGAAUCAGAGGAGAAGACACUGGCUGAGAAGGUACUUCAAGAAGCAGAAGAAGAAAAGAAGAUCCGAGCUCUGUUGAACGCAAGCUGUGACAACAUGCUGAUGAGUAUAAAGUCUCUGAAAAUAGUGAAGAAGACCAUGGACCCAGAUGGCUCUUGGAUGAAAGAUGCUGGUGGUAACUCUGCAAAAGUGUAUUUAUUAAUUGGAUCUAGACACAACACAGUUUGGGAAUUUGCAAACUUGCGGGCAUUCAUGGAAGAUAGCAGCAAGCCUGGCCCCCGGAAGCUAAUCUUACCACUUUCCUGGCAGGGGUCAGGGCAAGUGAUCUACAAAAGCUUUCUAUUUUUUCACAAUCAAGGAACUUCUAAUGAGAUAAUUAAAUACAAUCUGCAGAAGAAGACUGUGGAGGAUCGAAUGCUUCUCCCAGGAGGGGCAGGCCGAGCACCCAUCUAUCAACACUCCCUAUCCACUUACAUUGACCUUGCUGUGGAUGAACAUGGGCUCUGGGCCAUCCACUCAGGACCGGGUAUCCAAGGCCAUUUGGUUCUCACGAAAAUUGAGCCAGACACUUUGGGGGUAGAGCAUUCAUGGGACACACCGUGUAGAAGCCAGGAUGCUGAAGCUUCAUUCCUCCUAUGUGGGGUCCUCUAUGUGGUCUACAGUUCCGGCGGUCAGGGCCCUCAUCGUAUCACCUGUGUCUAUGACCCACUGGGCACUGUUAGAGAAGAGCAUCUGCCCAAUUUGUUCUUCCCCAGGAGGCCUAGGAGUCACUCCAUGAUUCAUUACAACCCUAGAGAUAAGCAGCUGUAUGCCUGGAAUGAUGGCAAUCAGAUCAUUUACAAACUCCAGACAAAGAAAAGGCUGCCUCUGGAGUAAUGGACGGCAGCUUGGGGGGCGGGGGGCGGGGAGUUGUGUGGCUUGAGCAGUGGUUUUCCAGAACACUGAGGUCACAGCCCCUUUAGAGUGUAGUACCCCUCUAGAGGCACACAAAAAUAGAAUGUAAAAGUUUAAAUACAUAUUAUUCCUUUCCCAAAUGUCAUUGCCUUAGGUAUCAUUUGAGAGCAUAGAUGAGGCCAUUGUUCCAAUGUUUUGACCAAUACCCCAUCCUCAUCCAAGUCUGAUGGGGCUUAAGGCCUCCUCCAUCUGAUCUUAGUCCCAAUCUUUCCUUAUUCCAGAAUUUUCUCUGACUCUAUUCCUCUUCCAGCAAUUAGGAUAUUGCCACCCCUGACACUCACUGAUUUCUUCUUUGGCUUUCACUCAGGCUCUGUCCUCUUUUUCAAAUGCUUAUAAAUAUUUUUUCAUUGACCAACUUUAUUAGUUAAUUUUCUUGUUGCUAUGACCAAAUACCUAGCAAGCAACUUAAGAGAGGAAAGGUUUGUACUGGCAUAUAGUUUUAAAGGGGAGCGAGCACAGUGGUGCAUGCCUUCAGUCCCAGCGCUCAGGAAGCAGAGGCAGGUGGAUCUCUGUGAGUUAAAGAUUAACCUGAUCUACAUUGUAAGUUCCAGGCCAACCAAGGCUACAGAGUGAAACCUUAUCUUAAAAAAAAAUGGAUAUAGUCCAUCACCGUAGUAGUCAAAGGGUGGUAGCAGUGGCAUGAGACAGCUGUUCAUAUUACAUCUGCAAUCCAGAAGCAAGGAGCAGACCAGAAGUGGGGCUGCACUAAGAAACCUAAAGGCUUACCCUCAUAGUACUCACCUCCUCAAGUUAGGCCUGCACCCAGCUGGGAACCAAAUGUUCAAGCACAUGAGCCUAUUCAGCACGUUUCACACUGAGGCCAUAACACUCAGGAAGCACUAUUUCUUGUUGAUGUUUAAUUUUUAUUUCCUCUAGCCUUGCCCUUUGCUAAGCCAAGUGGAUACAGUAACAAAAUAAAAGCAAUAAUAGUUGGAUGUUACUUUCUAGUUACAAGGCCUUUUAACAUUGUUUAAUUCUCUUUUUACCUUUGUAGGUGCUUGCAAAUCUUUAUAGUUGCUAAGCCAGAGAAACUACAAAAUGAAAGAGCUAGAAAAGAUUGCAAAUAUCAUAGUCAUUCCAUCAUCCAAGGAAGGAAGUUUCAAUUAUAUACUUUUGCCGACCUAUCCUUAAUCAUUAUGUCCACAGUUCAGCCUAAAAAUAAUUAGUUAGACCCUUAGGCAGUUCUCAUGUCUGCACAAGGUCUUCUUGUAGGUCUUUCAAAGUCAGCUUUCUCCAGAAAACCAGCCCAAGAAUAAGGACAAAAGUCUAGCCUCAUCUUGUCUUUCUGUUGCCUGCUUCUUUCUUCUUGCUUUAAAUACAAUAAAAGUGAUAUUUAGCAAAUAAC